GGGGUCCUUCAGAGGAAUGCGGAAACACAGCUCCGAAAAUAUUGUACCAAAGAUUGUACGUUAGAAGAUUCAAGGAGUCACAGAUUAUGAUCCGUUGGAAUGGAAGAAAACCAGUGCCUGCAUGCAAGUCGUCUACUACAAGAUGAAGACUCUCUAAUCGAGGGGGUUAGCAAUCCCGUCCUCUUUGUUGUUGUAUUGAGCGUCACCUUUCUGGGUGGAUUGGCUACGCUGCUGUGCAGGAAUGAACAACAACAGAGAAUCCACCCAGAAAAUCAAGAGCAUGUACGUGCAGUUCGACAGCAGCUACAGACAGAUCAGGAGACACCGCCAGAGCCCAGGCACCAGUUCUACACGGACAUGUCAUGUCCAGUAUGCCUGCAGCAGGCCUCUCUGCCAGUGGAAACCAACUGCGGCCACCUCUUCUGUGGCUCCUGCGUCAUUGCAUACUGGCGGUAUGGGACAUGGCUGGGGCCAAUCAGCUGUCCUAUAUGUAGACAAACGGUGACGCUGAUUUUUCCGCUCUUCCACGGGACGGAGCAGGCUGCCCCCUCCGAUCUUCCGGAUGAUGGGCAGCCCGAGGCCAACCUCAUCCUGCAGGACCUCACGGACUACAACCGCAGGUUCUCCGGACAGCCCAGAUCACUGAUGGACCGUUUGCGGGACGUGCCCACGCUGCUGCGCCACGCCUUCCGGGAGAUGUUCUCGGUGGGCGGUCUGUUCUGGAUGUUCCGGCUUCGCAUCCUGCUGUGCCUGGUGGGGGCGCUCACGUACCUGGCCUCGCCGCUGGACUUCAUCCCCGAGGCGCUCUUCGGCCUGCUGGGCUUCAUGGACGACUUCUUCGUCAUUCUGCUCCUCUUCAUCUACAUCUCAAUCAUGUACCGCGAGGUGGUGACCCAGCGGCUGGGCGGAGGAGGAUGAUGCGUGUGAAGAGACACACACACGCGCACACACACACACACACACACGCACACACCCCAACACAGCACCUGCACUCAUUCAUACACACGUGCACUCAUGGAUACAUCAUAGCUUGCCCUUACAUCAGGUCAGAGACAUUGGUAGAGAAGGCUGAGUGUGCUGGGUCUUCCUGUGGCCUAGUGUGUGGCAUGUGUGUGUUGGCGGAUGUGGCGUGGGUCAGGGUGCUAGCUAGCUAGCUUUGUGUUUGUUUGUAUUGCUGCAUUGUGUGUGUGUCAUGUGUGCUGCAUGGCCAUCAUCAUCCUUGGCAUUCCCUACAUGAACUGUCCCAAAAGAACAGAUCACAGUUUCUCCUUGGAUGUGGGACAUGUGGACAGACUUUUCUGCUUGUGUGUGGCUGUGUGCUAGUGUGGACAGAUAUAUCAGUUAUCGAGAAACGAAUGUCGAUAAUAACGACUUGUCAUCUCAAGUGCCCUCAACUAUAUUUUUUUAAAGCUGAGGGCCGUGUAAAAAGGUGAAAGUUCAGUAGCCUUGAGUUUAACUACAACAUAUCAAUUUAACAUCGCAACUUUAAAGGAAAUGCAAUAUGUGCAGGUGUCCUUUAUGGACGUAUGUAAUAGUUACCUUUUCUGAGUCCUACUCUAAACUGGAAAUGUGCUCUUGUCUAUAAGAUUUAGAAGGGAAAUUAGGAGGAAGAAACUGUUCUGUUCAAGAGCCAAGCCUGUGCACUCGUUCAGAUGUCCAGUGUGUCAGGACCUCAGACAGACGUCAUGUUCAUUAUUGUGUUGUCUCUUGUAUGGUGGAAUAGGAUUUUUUGUCGAUGCCUUUCUUUAAGUCCAUUUUUAUUGUUUUCUUCAGUCAGUUGCCCGCUCUGUCCUCUUUUCUUGCUGUUUCUUUCUUCCUUUCCUUUCCCUUUUCUUUUGUUCCUUGAUUUCUCUUUCUCUCUCUCUCUCUCUCUCUCUCUCUCUCUCUCUCUUUUCCACUCUGCUCUUACUUUCUUAAGCAUGUCUUCCUUCUCUCUUUUCGUUGUUAUAUUUAUGUUGAUGUUUAGCAUUGUUGGUUAUUGUUUUAAGAAGAUGGAUACCAGACAGUGGUAAUCUAUCCAGUUGCCUUGAGCUAAACCUUUGUGUGUGUAUGUCCUCCCCUUCCCCUGUUGUCGUUGGGUGCCAAACCAAGAGCUUGCCCUUCCUCACCCAAUCUCAGGGUGUCACCUCUCUCUGUCAUGCACAAUUUUGUCAUCCUCUCUUCAAACCUGAAUGCGCUCUUCAGCAGCGUGUCCUUGAAAGGGUAUUUUAAUCCUCGGUAACAGCACACCAUUUGCCAAAGCGGUCAUAUCAUUUCAAAUCAUCGUUCAGUGUUGGCGUGUCAUACACUUAAGAGGCAUGGAAGUUUAUUUGCUUUCUUGUGUUAUGGAUUCCGGAGAGGUUCCUUGUGAAACAAACCCAAAAAACAUCUCUGUGGCUGGCACCUAGUGUAGUGUCCUCUUAAAGGGAAACCUGUUUUCUUAAAAAGAAAAAAAGGAAUCAUUGCACUAUUAUGCAUUUCUUUUAUUGACCUAGAAUGUACAAUGCGUCAGAUACAGAAUAAAUGUUUACAGUGAAAAGAAAAACCUCAUUUGUUUUGUGAGUCCAACUUGCUUCCUUGCAGGCUGAAAGCUCUGUCUAGCCAGUGGUGACGGGAUCAGUGAUUAAAUAAAAGAACUGCCUGAUAUAUUCCCAUUACCUUAAAUAUGAACAUGUUUGUUAUCCUCUCAAGAAAUAAAGAUUAUAACGAUAUA
Alosa alosa (allis shad) is the source of this 2692-nucleotide messenger RNA. RefSeq names its product ring finger protein 170 (gene rnf170). The record is from RefSeq and is a predicted model, not a curated record. The coding region runs from base 100 to 918 and encodes 272 amino acids. Lineage: Eukaryota; Metazoa; Chordata; Actinopteri; Clupeiformes; Clupeidae. The transcript is spliced from 7 exons. Gene Ontology annotation, molecular function: ubiquitin protein ligase activity.